CAGCAGCCGGAGCACCGGCACCCUCCAAAUUGGGACUCUAGCCCUUUAAAUCUGCUCAGUUACCAAAAAAGAAGAGGCAUCAGACCCUGUUAAUUAAAGCUCGCCCUGGUCCAUCAUUCUGAGGAGCUGCAGUGCUCUGCUCCUUCCUGAUGGCUUAGAGAUUCUCCUAACUCCCAAGCCAUGGAUCUUGGAGAAUUCCCCCCGAGCUCAGCAGGAGGGUCGCUGUCUCGGCGGAUGCUCCCUUGAUGCGCACACACGUCUCUCUGACCGCGUCGCCCUGGACCCCCGAUGCGGCUGCCAGAGCAACCUGGAGAGGGGAAGCCUGAGAAUGAGGAAAAGGGGGACGGAGGAGCUCCCCGAGGGGGAGAGGAGCCGCCGAGGAGCCGGGCCCCCGACUUCCCCACUUGGGAGAAGAUGCCCUUCCACCACGUGACCGCAGGCCUGCUCUACAAGGGCAAUUACCUCAACCGGUCGCUCUCCGCCGGCAGCGACAGCGAGCAGCUCGCCAACAUCUCUGUGGAGGAGCUGGACGAAAUCCGAGAGGCCUUUCGGGUACUGGACCGAGAUGGGAACGGCUUCAUCUCUAAGCAGGAGCUGGGAAUGGCCAUGCGCUCCCUGGGGUACAUGCCGAGUGAGGUGGAGCUGGCCAUCAUCAUGCAGCGUCUGGACAUGGACGGGGAUGGCCAGGUGGAUUUCGAUGAAUUCAUGACAAUUCUUGGCCCUAAACUGGUGUCUUCCGAAGGUCGUGAUGGUUUUCUUGGAAACACAAUAGAUAGCAUAUUCUGGCAGUUUGACAUGCAAAGGAUAACUCUGGAAGAGCUGAAGCACAUCCUCUACCACGCCUUCCGAGACCACUUAACAAUGAAGGACAUCGAGAACAUCAUCAUCAAUGAGGAGGAGAGCCUGAACGAGACGUCAGGGAACUGCCAGACAGAGUUUGAGGGAGUGCAUUCCCAGAAGCAGAACAGGCAGACGUGCGUGCGGAAGAGCCUCAUCUGCGCCUUCGCCAUGGCCUUCAUCAUUAGCGUCAUGCUGAUCGCGGCCAACCAGAUCCUGCGGAGCGGCAUGGAGUAGCGCGGCUCCCGCCCCCCGGCUCCCGCAUGUGCAUGCCCGCGGGCAGACUCUUCCUCCACGACACCGAGAGAAGGACCCUGCGCACCUGGCAGCGCUCAGCCCAGACCCCGACGUUGCAGGGCCCCACCCCCCCCGGUGUUGCGAAUCCACUUCAUUUCCUUGGCAGGGACUCCAAAGGGCUGUCUUCGAUGCUUUACUGGUCUCGUUUCCUAAUGCAAUAAUAGCCAGGAGGCGGCGGGCGGUCCACCCUCCCGGAGAGAAAACUGCAUCUUAUCUCGGAGCUCCGGCGGCGGCCACCCGGGUCAGUGGGGGAGAGCAAGAGCGGCUGGCCACGCGGCCACCCCCAGACCCCAUCAGCUGGAAAUACCCCUCAGCCUCCCCCUCCCCCCACCCCUCCCCAGGGCAUCCUCAGUCCCCAAGGCUAACUUUGGGGUUGCUACAGAAGAGGGGGCUUGCCCUUGCUCCCCCGCUUUCUUCUCCCACCCCCUGGAGCCCCCCCGGCCCCACCCCCGAAGGCGUGAGGGGAGAGUCCUCGGACGGCUGCGGCACUGCGUGGUCCAAGGCACAGCCGCUUCACUUCCGUUCUUACUGCCUUUUCCUCGGCCUCGAUGGCCAGGGUGGGGGAGCUCUCGGUUUCCAUCGGCACUUGGCUUUCUGCUCCCAGAACCCACCGCGCACCAGCAUUUUGGAAGCUGCAGAGAGCCUCCCUCCCCCCACCCCCCUCAGCUUUGCCGCCCCGGGCUGCCCCGGGAGACAGGGCACCUCUGGGCACUGUCCAGCCCGGACACCAGAGCCCCAGCUUCUGUAUGCCCACACGGUCUUCCCUCUGCUUGCUCCCGCCUCAGCUGCGCCUCCAGUGCAUCCUCUGCCUCUUUGGGGGAAGGGGAUGAGGUCAUCUGGGGGCUGAGAGGGGAUGACACUGGGGGAGCUCAGUGUCACCUCAUUCCCGGUGGCCCAAGUACUGGAGCCCCAUCUCAGGGCCAGAGACCUCUUGAAGUUAAGGUCCUCCAGCUUCUUCCCUUCUUCUCAUCUCAAAGUUUGCUCUGUUCGUUAGUCUUCCCCAGACCUGAAGAGAAACAUCAUCCAAAGUGGAAACUAUGAAAAGUCUCUAACUGUGUUUUAUGUACCAGCUUCUGGGUUCAAGACCUGCAACGGCUUCCUUCUCCCAAGAGAAACCCCUGAAAGUGCAUACGCUGAGGCCACAGGGCCGGGCAGUGCCUCCUGCCUGCACAACACUUCUGACCGGGAAGGGAACAGAAUCCAAUGAUCCAUUUUCAACACCACGGCAAGCCUGUCACUCCCCGACUGUCUCCAGAUCCUGUAUCACACGCAACUAUGAAUUCAAGCUUGCAUAAUCUGAUUUGCCUAUAAUCUCUAGCUGGAAUAUUUCCCUUUGUAAUUUUCCAAGCUCAGGUCUUUAUUUCUGGAACGGAAUGGUCUUGCUCCUGUCUUCGGCCUGCAUUCUCAAGCUCCAUGCUCCUGCCUCCCCCCUUCCUUCCAGGAUUGAGGCACCCGAACCUUGCCCUUUAGAUGCAACCAGCCGGGUACGUGUCCCGUUCUCCUCCCCCCCUCCCCUCAGCCUCCUCCUUACUGCCUUCUUAGACACAGCAGCUGAGGCUUCCGUUGCGGGUCUUCUUCCAACCCACCUCUCCAAGCACUUAGCUACAGCCUGGGAGGAGCUGUAGGAAGGUCCCCACGGUGGGACAAUGCGAAUAGCCCCGUAUAUGAGAAUAGCCCCGUAUUCCCGAUGAGCACAAGUCAAACUAGGGUUAGAGCCAUAGUCCAGGGAACGAGCCCAGGGGUCCUGAAGGUCCCCCCAGUGAAAAUCCCUGGUGUCCUCCCAGGCACAUCCAGGGCAAGGAAGACAGCACCUGCCUGUCCCUCCCCCCUGCCUUGCCCCUCCCCCAGCCUGACUCACUGUCCCUCAGGAUCAGGAGCCGAGAACAGGCCGAGAGGCAUAAGGCAAACCCACCUUAAGACCCCCAGGCCUUUCUGCCCUCCCUCUCUCCACAGGAGCCAGGGAGGGCUUCCCGGGGAAGAGGGCGCGAGGCUCUUACGGGCCUAGAUAGACACCCUCAGGGACCCAGUUCCAGGCACAGGUGAGGAGCCCUUUUGUGCAAGCUGCCUUCCUCGAAGCUGGAGCUCGGACUAGACAUGAGGCUUUGUUGUUGAGAGAUAGUACAGCAGGAAGGGCGUUUGCCUUGCACAUGACCAACCCGGGUUCUAUUUUGGCACCCCUGGUCCCUGUCAGGUGUGAUCCCUGAGCCAGGGGUAAACCUUGGGCACUUCCAGCUGUGGCCCAAGAUAAACAAUAGGAAGAAAGGAAGGAAAGAUGGAAGGAAGGAAGGAAGGAAGGAAGGAAGGAAGGAAGGAAGGAAGGAAGGAAGGAAGGAAGGAAGGAAGGAAGGAAGGAAGAAGGGGAGGGAGAGGGAAAGAAGGAGAGAAAGAAGGAGAGGAAAAAAGAAAGAGAGAAAGAGAAAGAAAGGAAGGAAGGAAGGAAAAAAGAAAGAAAGAAAGAAAGAAAGAAAGAAAGAAAGAAAGAAAGAAAGAAAGAAAGAAAGAAAGAAAGAAAGAAAGAAAGAAAGAAAGAAAGAAAGAAAGAAAGAAAAUAGCAAGAGGGGCUGGAGCAAUAGCACAGCUGGUAGGGCAUUUGCCUUGCACGCGGCCGAUCGGGUUUGAUUCCCAGCAUCCCAUAUGAUCCCCUGAGGACCACCAGGAGUAAUUCCUGAGUGCACAGCCAGGAGUAACCCCUGUGCAUCACUGGGUGUGAUCCAAAAAGAAAAAAAAAAGGAAGGAAGGAAGGAAGGAAGGAAGGAAGGAAGGAAGGAAGGAAGGAAGGAAGGAAGGAAGGAAGGAAGAAGGAAAGAGAGAAGGGAGGAAGGAAGGGAAGGGAAGGAAGAGAGAAAUGAGCAAUGCACAGGGCUGGGAUGAAGCAGAAUUGUGGAGAGGCACCUCCAGUCAGACACCCCCCCACCCAAAGAAAAAGAACCCUCUCUUCUUGCACCAUGACUGGAAAGCAAACCCUUAAUUCUGAGGAGAUUGUAGCCUGUGUCAUGCCUCUAAGAGGCAGGAGCUCCCCAACAGGCUGGCAAUUCACCUUCUGUCUCACCCAUAGCAUCCCAGAGCUGAGAGGUGAGAGAGCCCAGAACUGGUGGUGUUUGACCUGAGGGGCUAAAAGCUUGCCCCGCUACCCCAGCCAUUAUCCGGGCUGGCUGCUAUACCUGGACAGCGUGUCACACUGUUGGGGCCCUGGUCAGGUGGCUUCAGACGGUGACUUCCCUGACCCUCCCCAGCCCUGUCCUCUCCAGGGCUCUCCCCCCAUCACCACAUUACCGUCCACAUAACAGGACUGAUGCACUGAUUAAACUCAUGCCAGAUGACAGCCAGCAGUUUGCUCCUCCAUGGCCACGGGUGCCACAUGUCCCUGCUGCUGGGGCCUCUGCAAGAGCAGAGAAAGGAGCCGGUUCUGGCUCUGUCCUCUGGCUGGUAGGUUCAGGGGACUGCAGUGGUGAUGGCUGAGUGACAGCCCAGUCACUCUGACUCGCUCUGCUGAAACAUAAGGCCCAUACAAGAUCAGGAAGGCCUUUUGCCUGGGACUCAGCGGCGGGGAUGGGGGGAGGCUGAUUUAUUCCUGUGGCCCCCAAGAAGCCAGUACCCAUUAGCCCAGAAGCAGACAGAGACCCCCAGUGGGACCCAGCAUGGGAAGUGUUAGCAGUAGCUUCCAGAAUGUGCGUGGGUCCCAUGUGACCAAUCUGUUAAAAAAGGGAAAAAAAAAGAUUGCCAUGGCAACCCUCACAUUCCACCCUGAGUUUGCCAAGGCACACAGAAAAUAGGGAACAUUUUCUUAAAGGAUACUUGUGCUCAGCUGAAUUGCAUGCUGAUGCCAACUCCAUAUCCCUUGGAAGUCCUCUGCCUUUUCUCCUGUGUUUGAAUGUGUCCUUGAAGUUUGCAUAGGAAGCAGAGGCUACUGUUAGCUGGGUGGGGUCCUCCCCACUUGCUGGGUCAAGAGCAAGAACCCCACGCCGCCAAUAAGGUCAAAGAGGUCUAAAUGUCAACUGGAAGAUAAACUAAAAGGAGUCUAGGUAUCAAUAUGUAGAAGCAUCUUCUUGCCUGUUGGGUAGUUCCCAAGGGCUUCAGUUGACAGGCAACCUCAGGUGAGCCCAGCGGCUUCUAGACAUUUUUUGUUUGUGAAGGAAAAAAAUAUGAAUCCCAAAGUCUUUCCUCUUGAUACCUGUGCCUGUCUCAGGUUUUACAGGACAGAUGGUCUACUAUCUUGUAGACUUAAAAAAAUAAAUAAAAUAAAACCUGAUAGGAAAGAUGAGCAGCUUUGACAGUUACAGCCUUCCCAGCAUCCCCGUCCACAGAAUCAGAGUGUGAGGUGGCUGAAGAAGUGGGAAAGAGAAACGCUUGUUUUAUUCCAAAUGCUUUUCUAGGCUUCCGCUCCCACUUGGGUCAUAAAUCAAGCACCACUUUGCUUUUAGCCGGCUGCCUCCCGGGACCACAGGUGAGCAAGAGCAGAGAUAACGGGUGGGAAGCACAGCUCCGUGUUGGCAGCCCUGGCCAUGUGGCACAUGCCAAGAGGAGGUUUCCCUCUGCUCUUGCUCCUUGUCCUGCCCAGGACCCCCGUGCUCUGCACCGCACCUCUAACCUGAGUGCUCAUUCAGAGCCCUUUUCUCUGCAGACCCCUGGCCAUCUUGUUGUCCCCCCCCCCCAACUCCACAGAGAUGGCGAGGGAAUCUGUCUUAGCGGGAAGGAUGGCAGUUCCACAUGGCAGUGGAUGACAGGGCGCUGUAGAGUUUCCUUUCCUGAAAAAUCUGGGUCUGCAAUGACGAUGUCCCACAGGAACUUUCUUCUUGGCCUCUUCAGCUUUCCUCUGGGGGCUGGGAGCCAGUGCCCGGAAGGCCUCACCCACUCUCCCAGAAGGGAAAAACCCAUCAGGAAAAGAAAAGGAACAUGAUUCAGCAGCUAGGGGUUUCGAUUUGAAUGAUGAAAAGUGAUGGAAAAAUAGUGGCAGCUCUGGACUCUCUCUCUCCCAGGCCCUGUCUCCGUGACAAUUGAAAUGUCAGAGCUGUUUGGCUUCACUUCAUACUUGCUUUGACUUAGUCACUCAGGGGACUGUCCCCAGCCUUGGGGCCUUGCAGAAACUCUUGGUUUGAAGGAAUAAGGUCAGGUCUGCACACACCUCUGUCCAGUGUGCGCUGCUUGUGCAGACGAGCAUCUUCGCAGCUCUGGUCUCUACCCUGCAUCUGUGUGAGGCCCUCUUUAUCCGUUCUCCAGGGAUCAUUUAGUAUGGCACCAGUGCUCACAGUGUCUUCAGAGAAAAAUGUGUUUGGUUCAUUUGUCUUGACUUGUUGCCACAAAGAAUCAGGUUUUGAUGGUCCCACAAAGACAUCCAUCCCCUGAAACCAGAAAAGCCUUGCCCUGCCUCCUGUCCCCAUCUCGAGAGGCUCAUCAACUGAACACCUCAACCCGGGUGGUGGGGAGCCCUUAUUCACCUUUUUUUCUCUUGAGCAUGAUGGGGCAGCUUUCCAACCAGCACUUCUCACAGUGUUAAAAGUUCUCCUCUGGGUGAAACGCAUACUGAAGGCUGGAAUUUUCCAGUGGAGUAGAGGAGGAGACUAAUUAGGAAGGAAUAUUCCAAAGAACACCGAAUCCAAGUGUGACCCUGGAGAGAGAGAGAAAGAGAGAGACACAGAGACAGAGAGAUAGAGCUUACAAAGGGCUGCACAGGCUGUCCUCUGGGUGUCUUCCCUGUGCGUGUGGCCUACUUUGGGAACAGAGGGUAACUUGCAUGCCCAAAGGCUACCGCCCAUCCUACUUGACCCCAUAGACGUGUUGCCAACCUUAAGAGGAGAACCAGAGCUCAUCUUUCCUUGGGGAUGCUAAUCUCUGCCCCAGUCAGAAUGCCUCUCCCAGGCCUCUGUCCUCAGACUUGCUGGACCAGAGAGCAGAGAAACAGACAUGUGGGCAGUUCUGUCAGCUGGGAAGGGCCCAGAGGCAGGACUCCAGGAGCCCCUGUCACCCACCUGCCAGAAAAUGAAGUGACUUCCCUUCCCGGCCUAUAUUUUCUCAUCCCUAAAGUAAAAGAAAGGGUAGACCAGUUGACCCAGAAAAUCCCUUUCCCACUUUGAGAUUCUGAAAUCUGAAAGAAUGCCCACAAGUGAGAGCCUUCCUUGUGUCCCUGAAUUGCUCUUAGGAUCUUCAGUUUUGGUUUGUCACUUUUUAAAAAAAAAAAAAAUACAAGAUCCAGGAAGCUGUUGUGAUAAAGUGUCCCUUUUGUUGUCUGCUGUUUGUAAAUGAGACAAUGAAAACUGGCAUAUGUGUCAAGUCCUGCAGGUCAGAGGUUGUGUACUAUUCCCUGACAUCUUGCUGAUGAAAAGGAGCAUGAGAAAUGUGUUCUGAGUCCUGUCCUGACUCAGAUGGAAAUUAAGGGGACCCAAUCCUCUGACCAAAGGCCAUGUGGAUCAGAAUCCAUGCCUGGGUAGGGUGUAACAAAGCCAGAUGCUGGGAAAAUGAAGACUUGUUUCUCCAUCCGAGAAAGCCUAACUGGAACAACACCGAAAUGAGCACAAUUUCCAGUCAUUUAUUUCCUUUUUUUUUUUUGCUGGCCCCUGGAUCCAUGCCAAUAGAUUAGAGCAGUUUGAAUCAUUUGUCCCACUGCAGGAGGAAGAGUCACAUUCACUGGUAAUUGUCAGACAUUAGAUGAACAGUCUGGGGACACCAGCUACUUUUGCUGACCUCCAGCAGACACAGCACAGGUGCUUGCUUUUAGACUCCCCUGUGCCUGUGCAGAGAGAGGGAGACUGGACAUGGAUGAAUGCAUGGAUGGCAGAAGUCUCCAGCUCUCCUGCCUCUUCUCUGUCCUUUCCCCUUUUUCUGGCAGAGACUGGCUCCUAACCAUGGUGGUAGAGGCCUGCCACCGUGAAAGAAAGACCUCAAGUGGUCAGGAAAGAGCCCUCUCGGUUCCUGGUAGAAAAUUCAGUCUCUUGGGGCUGGAGAGAUAACACAGUGGGUAGGGCAUUUGCCUUGCAUGCAGUCAACCCAGGUUUAAUUCCCAGGACCCCCACAGGGUCCCCUGAGCUCAGCCAAUAAUGAUGCCUGAGCUCAGAGCCAGGAGUAAUCCUUGGCUGGAGCACUGCCUGGUGUGGCCCCCAAAUGAAAAUGAACAAUUUACAGUCUCUCUCCAGGAAAAGCAAAUGUUAUCUGGUCUUGCUGGAUGGUAGCUAUGUCAUGGGUCUUGGAAAGCUCCUUGGUGUGUUCUGGUGUUUUUUGUUUGGUGUUUUUUUUUUUCCAAUUCCAAAUACAACAAGAAGCUCUAUCUCCAAGGAUUACCCCCAAGAGAUCGUCGUUAGUGAGAUAUUGGACCCAGAGUCUGGCUAAGCAGAGGGUCUGCAAACUUCGUCUAUUUAGCAUGGGGGUCUUUAUGAUCCUCUGAGGAUAGGGGUGAGUGGACUUGAGAUGCAUUAUUGAUUCUCAAAGCCCAGGAGCCAAUGGUUGGACAGCAAUAGGAGUGCAGCUGGGAGCACUCUGGCUCAUUUCUCCAAGGGACCUCAAAGACUGGCAUCCUGGGUCACGACUUCCCAUUUACCUCAUCACAUUCCAUGUUUCACCCAGCAUUAGCUGAUCAUUUCUGCGACUAAGUGAUGAGAGAGUCAGCAGACUAGUCAAAGAAAAUCUUUAUAUAAAAUGUACAUAUUACUAUACAUUAUCUUGGCAUGCAACGUACUGAUCCAAUGAAGUCUAUAUUAUUAAUAUGCUAUCUUAUUAUAAGAUAAAGGAAAACUGACUGCCAUAUUUACCAGAUGUUUUCUCUAACCAAACUUGUCUGUAAAUAUAUAAUCUGUAUAAAAAGAGUCUAAUUUACCAUUAUUUAUGCAAUAGAAAAAAAUAAAAGUUUUUUUUUUCUUU
Messenger RNA from Sorex araneus (European shrew), 8982 nucleotides. It is a transcript of the gene CALN1, whose product is annotated as calneuron 1. NCBI's taxonomy places the organism in Eukaryota, Metazoa, Chordata, Mammalia, Eulipotyphla, Soricidae. Gene Ontology annotation, molecular function: calcium ion binding. The transcript has 7 exons. The coding region runs from base 289 to 1074 and encodes 261 amino acids. The record is from RefSeq and is a predicted model, not a curated record.